Molecule: messenger RNA, 1449 nt
Organism: Fonsecaea nubica
Lineage: Eukaryota; Fungi; Ascomycota; Eurotiomycetes; Chaetothyriales; Herpotrichiellaceae
Exons: 3
Coding region: 1-1449 (482 amino acids)
Biological process (GO): transmembrane transport
Molecular function (GO): transmembrane transporter activity
Source: RefSeq, a predicted model, not a curated record
AUGACACCCUCUCCAAGUGAAGAGCAAGCUCUUGUCUCCAAUUCAGGUCCAAGCUAUGGAAGUAUCAGCUUCAGCAUCAAAGAUCAAGGUGGUCACGAUGAGACUCUUCGACACCUAGAAGGGGGUGUGAGAGAGGGCAAUUCUCUCCCGAACUGGAAUGAUAGCGAAAAUGCCGAAAAUCCUCGCAACUGGUCGCGUUUGUGGAAAUAUAGCAUCAUUGCGCUGGUGAGCUUUAUUGAGCUUUUCACGCACUUGACGUCCAUGUUGUAUGCUCCGGGUAUACCUGCUAUGCAAAGAGAUUUCAACAGCCACAACAACACACUUGCAACCUUCACCAUGACAAUUUACGUGCUAGGCUUCGCCGUUGGUCCCCUACUGUUCGCUCCACUUUCGGAGGUCUACGGUCGUGUUGUGAUCUACCGAUCCUGCCUGGCCUUGUUCAUGUGUUUCACCGUGGCCUGUGCGCUAUCUUCAAGCAUUGGCAUGCUAGUGGCCUUCCGCUUCAUCGCAGGAUGUUUCGGUGCCGCCCCUGUCGCCAUAGGCGGUGCGAUGGUGUACGAUCUAUUCGAAGUCAAGGAGAGGGGCCUAGCCAUGGCCAUCUACCACUCAGGUCCUAUAUUCGGAAAUCUUCUUGGACCGCCCUUGGGUGGAUUCAUCAUUCAGCACCAAAGUUGGCGGUGGGUUUUUUGGAUCAUCACAAUAUUUGCUGGCUUCGCUUUGCUAUCUUCCUUUUUCAUUCUAAGGGAGACUCAUGCACCGACCAUUUUAUGCCGACGAAAAGCCGAUGGCGGACCGCGUGACGUUACUCCAAAUCAUACAAAUCCAGACCUUGUUGAUGGUAUAUCUCAGGAGAUCCCGAGACCAGAGAUGAGGCAGGCUAUUCGCUCGCCGACCACCUCACGCUUUAGGGGUUCGGAUGCCCAUGUCCCAGAUGCCGUGAAACCAGGCCCUGCUACUCUUCCGGUGAUCAAGACACCUUUGAAAUCGGAUAUUGAAAACCCAAGUCUUACAAAGCCAGAAUCUGCUGACAAGGCUACUCGGGCUGUUAAGAGACCAUUGACACCAGAUAUCGACGCUCCAAAUCCCAGAGCGCCAGACCCAGGUUUCGAGGUUUCUCGGGCGAUCAAGAGACCGUUGAAACUUCUGUUUUUCUCUCCAGUCAUCGUGGCUUGUUCACUUAUCAUCUCUAUUGUGGCAGGAACAAUGAACUUGAUCUUCGCCUCCCUGGGGCGUAUAUUUCAGGACGAGUACGGAUUUUCUACGAGCGCCUCCGGUCUCAUGUAUCUAGGAGUCACGACAGGAUUUCUGUUUGCGGCGUUCGUUUUCGGCAGGACGAGUGAUCGUAUCUCUCAGUUCUUGAUGAAGCGGAAUGACGGAAAACGGCAAGCUGAAUAUCGACUGCCUGCUAUGAUGAUUGGAUUGCCGCUGGUGGUCGUCGGUUUAUUCUAG